AUGCAACUUGUAGAACAUAUUAAGAUGCGACUUCAAGAUGAAAAUCAUCUUUAUAUAUAUUUUCUAUUUAUUUUAAAUUUGUAUAGAAUGGGAAAAUUAUCAGCCAAUGAGGUCCAUAAGAAUGUUGCUGAUCUUUUUCAAGACCAUCACGACCUAAUUACUGAGUUUACCAACUUUUUAUCUCAAUGCCAUGCAAACUCCAUUGGAACCAUAACACUCGCAAUGAACACUCAAGCUCAUCAACAAAAAGGAGAAGUCUUCAGUCUAAAGAGGUGA
Lactuca virosa is the source of this 276-nucleotide messenger RNA. Lineage: Eukaryota; Viridiplantae; Streptophyta; Magnoliopsida; Asterales; Asteraceae. The record is from the annotation of a GenBank genome assembly.